This is a messenger RNA of Coffea arabica (coffee), 1902 nucleotides long. RefSeq names its product zinc finger BED domain-containing protein RICESLEEPER 2-like. NCBI's taxonomy places the organism in Eukaryota, Viridiplantae, Streptophyta, Magnoliopsida, Gentianales, Rubiaceae. Gene Ontology annotation, molecular function: DNA binding. The record is from RefSeq and is a predicted model, not a curated record.
AUGAUAGAAGGUGAGAGCAAUGAAGGAGAACAGCAAGUAGAUGGAGAUGAAGGAGCUGGUCCUUUUGAGAAAAAGCAAAGGAAGAAGAAAUCCAGCAUAUGGGAUGAAAUGACAACAGUAGUGCUAGAUAAUGGGACGAUCAAAGUGAAGUACAACCAUUGCAAGGAACUUUUUGCCAAGAGUGCAACCGGAGCCACAUCUCAGCACAAGAGACACUUGAAUUCUUGCCUACAAAGAAAGAUGGACAUUGGGGAGCAAAGCAAACAAAAGCAACAAGUGUUGUCAUUCACCGAAGGCCCAAGUGAUGGUAUCACUUCCAUCACAAAUUUCUCGUAUGAUCAUGCAAAGGUAAGAGAGCUUGCAUCACGCAUGAUUCUUGCACAUGAGUACCCCUUUUCUAUGAUGGAGCAUGUAGUUUUCAACAAAUUCAUGAAAGCGGUUUCUCCAUUUUAUAAAAAGAUUAAUCGGCAGACUGUUAAAGAAGAUUGCAUUAGUACUUAUACAAUUGAAAAAAGGAAGCUGAAAUCAUUGUUGAAAGGUGCUAGUAGGAUUAGUAUUACCAUAGAUUUGUGGAAAUCUGGUCAAAAAAUUCAAUAUAUGGUUGUGACUGGUCAUUUUAUUGAUUCUGAUUGGGUGCUACAAAAACAUGUGUUGAAUUUUUGCAAUGUCCCUCCUCCUCAUACUAGAGUUAUUAUAGCUGAUGCUCUAAGUAAGUGCUUUAUUGAUUGGGAGAUUGAGAAUAAGGUUUCUAGCAUAACUGUUGAUAAUGCUUCAUACAAUAAUGUGUGCAUUAGGAGACUUAGAAAGGAUUUUUCUCUAAAAAAGAGAUUAAGUAUUGGAGGAAAAAUUUUUCAUGUUAGAUGUUGUGCACAUAUACUUAAUCUCUUAGUGCAAGAUGGUCUUGGUCAACUUGGUGGUGUGAUUGAUGCUGUUAGAAAAGGGAUAAAGUACUUGAACAAUUCUGAAUCUAGGCUUCUUGAAUUUGCCAAAAUUAAAAAAAAGCUUCAGUUGCCCUCUAGAAAGCUAAUUUUGGACUGUCCAACAAGGUGGAAUAGCACCUAUUUGAUGUUAGUUUCGAGUUUAGAGUUCAAGGAUGUCUUUCCAAGAUAUGCAGACAUUGACCCCGGAUUUCACUAUGUUCCUACUGAUUUUGAGUGGAUGAAAGUGGAAGAAGUGUGUAAAUUUCUAAAAAUAUUUCAUGAAAUCACUGAUAUGAUUUCCAGGUCCGAGUAUCCAAAGGUUAACAUUUUUCUUGUGGAGCUCUAUAGGAUUAAAGAGCUUUUAAAUGAAAAAGCCCUUAACCCUUUUGAGCAUAUUUGGGCUAUGGCUGGAAGUACGUCAGCUAAAUUUGAUAAGUAUUGGGGAGAAAGUAAUGUGCUGCUAUCUUUGGGUGCAAUUUUGGAUCCGAGAUACAAAAUGUUUCUUAUUAAUCAUGCUUUUCCGGUGAUUUAUGGUGAGGAUGCAGCUCCUAGGUUCGUGGCUGAAAUUAGAGACUAUCUUUAUGAGGUUUACAAUGAAUAUGUUGAUUGUCACAUUGUUUCCCAUUCUGAACAACAACAGAGGCAGGUUGUAAAAAGAAGACAAAAUGAAGGUUCUAGUUCUUCUAGUAAGAAACAGAAGAUGAUUGGACCCGCCGUUUUAACUGGUAAAGAAAAGUUUCACAUGCAUGUGAGUGAAAUUGACAGGGCUCCACCAGAAAAAUCAGAUUUAGAUGUUUAUUUAGAGAAAAGUAGGUAUGCUUGUGAUGCAAAUGCAAAUAUAGAUGUUUUGGGUUGGUGGAAAGGGGAAAGAUUGAGAUUCCCUAUCUUGUCAAGGAUGACUGCCGAUAUACUCUCCGUUCCUGUUACAACUGUGGCUUCAGAAUCUACUUUCAGCGCCGGAGGUAGAGUAAUUGAUGAUUGA